This is a messenger RNA of Parnassius apollo (apollo), 1089 nucleotides long. Lineage: Eukaryota; Metazoa; Arthropoda; Insecta; Lepidoptera; Papilionidae. The record is from the annotation of a GenBank genome assembly.
AUGAUUGCAGUAACCGCGAGCUGUGCACAAGUAGAACCUAGAAACCAACUUCAGAAUCAAGAUCUUAGCGAAGAAAAAUUAGGAAAACAAGUGACGAAGAGACACGCAUCCGUAAUUAUCAAAUACAUACCCGUGCAACCUAUAUUCAAGCAUAGACCUAAUGUGAGCUACAGGAGAAUUUCGAAUCAAAAGUACAGAAGACCGAAACCCAGAUAUGGAAUAACUCGAACAAAUUAUCACUCUACAAAACCCAGCAGAAAAUACUUGCCUAAAUAUGGCCCACCAAGCUAUUAUAAACGCCCACCAAAAAUGCGGUAUGGUUACAAGAAAACUCCGAGCUACAAACCGGUAUAUGCUCCAUCAAAAAGAAACCCCACCUACUACGUUACUCCAGAACCACUAGGAUUUGGGGAGCCACCAACAGACUAUAUGCUUGAUUAUCACUUUCCUAAAGUAACUUAUGGAGAACCUCCAGUGAACUCUUACAGAAACCCUAUAAAAUCAGCAACAAGUGACGCAUACUUAACAUCUCAUAUAUUUUCAGAUCCUAUUGAUUUAGAUAAUCAAGAUUUUGAGGGGCAGGCUUUAAAAUCAUGGCAGUCUUAUCACCUAAAUUAUUUAGAUUUGAACUAUGCCGCUUCCGACAAACGACCGUCAUUUAUAAGAAAGCCAGAAUACGAAAACCCAUCAGAUUCAGAUGACGAUAUGAAUUCUUAUUCAGAUAUUUUUGAAUACGAGAAGAGACGUGAAAUGAAUACUCACAAAAAGAACAAGAAAUUAUCAAAACCUAUAGAUACAACAAAAGUUAUGGAUAGGCCGUGGAAGACUAAAAAAACAAAUGAGAAGAACCUUCCCGAAGAACAGGUUGUAGUCGGAGGCAGAUAUGCGGAACCACCGGCAAGAUAUGUGCCUAAAUUUCACCCUAACGAUCCAAUGGCAUCCGAUGAUGAAGACUUUGCUCCACCGGAAGGAGCGGUAGACCCAGACGUUGUAUCAUCAGCAACUAUUUCACCAUAUGUCAAUUAUAGGAAUAGCAACGUUGCUUUUAGCCCUCAAAACCUUAAUGAUGCAUUUAGUAUAGUUGAUUAA